Molecule: messenger RNA, 951 nt
Organism: Aspergillus puulaauensis
Lineage: Eukaryota; Fungi; Ascomycota; Eurotiomycetes; Eurotiales; Aspergillaceae
Exons: 6
Coding region: 1-951 (316 amino acids)
Biological process (GO): lipid metabolic process
Molecular function (GO): phosphoric diester hydrolase activity
Source: RefSeq, a predicted model, not a curated record
AUGGUCCUCUCCAGGUCGCUGCUUGCCGCAGCCUCCGCGUUGUUCCUUGCGUUUCCGACCGAAGCUGUCGAGGGAACUUCAGAGCUGCAGAGCGUCUUGAAGAACACCCACGGAAGCUCGGAAUACAAGUAUCCCACCGACUUCACAAGGGGGAUUCUGCCUAUCCCGGUUCAUUCCCACAAUGACUACUGGAGAGACGUACCUUUUUACACGGCUCUCUCGCAAGGUUGCAUUUCAGUUGAAGCUGAUGUGUGGCUAUACAAUGGCACUCUCCAUGUUGGCCACGACGAGUCAUCAUUAACUGACCAGCGCACAUUCGAGUCACUCUACAUCAACCCCAUUCUCGACGUGCUUGAGCGUCAGAACCCCAAGAGCAAAUUCCUAACGGGCCCGACCACCAAUGGUGUCUUCGAUACCGAUACAGAUCAAACGCUCUACUUGUGGGUUGACUCCAAGACAUCCGGCCCCGAAACAUUCAAGGCCGUCAUCGAAGCUCUGGAACCACUUCGCAAGAAGGGCUAUUUGACAACCCUUAAGAGCAAUGAAACCCUCACUAAGGGCCCAGUGACCGUGAUCGGAACUGGCAACACGCCCUAUGAGAUGGUUGGCCCCGUCGCAGACCGCGACUACUUUUACGACGCACAGCUUGCUACUCUGGGGGACGCAGAAAAUGCUGGGAUCACAUCCCACAUCUCGCCCAUAGCAUCGGGGGAUUUCAGCUCAGCCAUCGGCGACCUCACGCUGGGCAAGGAUAGCGUACUGAGCGAUAAGCAGCUCGAGACUCUUCGAUCGCAGAUCUCUACCGCGACAGAGAAGGGUAUCCUUGCCAGGUACUGGGGCGCUCCUUCGUACCCGAUCAGGGCUCGCAACACUCUGUGGACCACUCUCAUCAACGAAGGUGUCGGGUUGCUGAACGCGGACGAUUUGGCUGCUGCUGCGCAGUAUUUCUAG